CCAUCGUAUCUUGUUAUCUUUACUUUCCCUGUCGCUUUCUUAGACUCAUUUAUUCACAUUUUAAAUUAUUGAUCAAAAGAUAUUGAGAUGUGCUGCAAUGUGAGCCGCCAGUACUGCUGCGUCUUUAUCGGAGUGGUGGCGAUUGUUGCGGGACUAGCGGAUUCAGGAUAUAAGUACUACCAACUAGCCACACUUGGUGUAGAGAAGUUGACCUUGACAAUGGUGGUAACCUGGAACCUCAUCAUCAUGGCAGCAGUACUUCUGAUUGUAGGCGCAUUAAAGAAAAUCCGAUUUCUCUUGCUGAUCUGGAUAGUAGUUUCACUGAUUGGCGGCGUUGUUCUGGUCAUUGUAAAAAUAGUGGUUUAUGCUUGCUAUUUUUCCAAUAAUCCUGAUUUAGCCUAUCACAUUUUUGGCGCCAGUUCCAUAAUAUUGUUCAUAUUAUUGAUAUUUUUGUUUGUGUACUUCCCUUACGCCUAUAGGCGUGACCUGGAAGAAGAGCAAUACGAAUAAAUUUUGGUAGAUCAGAAAUAACAUUUUUCGAAACCAAUGUGGUGGCAAUUUUUGUAGGAUGUUUGGAAAUAGGAUUCCAGUGCAGCGAUCUAGCUGCUGUGAAUUGGAGUACCGAGGAUUAUUGGAAUCGCUGGAAGAUAGCGGCAGUUGU
Messenger RNA from Drosophila takahashii, 661 nucleotides. RefSeq lists its product as uncharacterized. The record is from RefSeq and is a predicted model, not a curated record. Lineage: Eukaryota; Metazoa; Arthropoda; Insecta; Diptera; Drosophilidae.